Molecule: messenger RNA, 1652 nt
Organism: Brassica oleracea var. oleracea
Lineage: Eukaryota; Viridiplantae; Streptophyta; Magnoliopsida; Brassicales; Brassicaceae
Exons: 2
Coding region: 120-1457 (445 amino acids)
Molecular function (GO): protein binding
Source: RefSeq, a predicted model, not a curated record
ACGAUUUCACAUAUUUAUAUUGUAUACUUGUUCAUACGAUAAAAAUCCAUAAAUUAUCAAAGUAAUCCACGUUUUUUCAUUUCUUCUUUCUUCUUCUUCUUGUUCUUGACACUUCUCCAAUGGAUCCAAGAUUGAUAGUAACUCAAAUCGGAAACAUCGAUGAAUUGUAUGAGGUUAUCCAUGAGAAUCCAUACAUUCUUGAAAGCAUUGAUGCAGUACCGUUCAUCAACACUCCUCUUCAUGUAGCUUCUGCUUCUGGGAACCUUCCUUUAGCCAUGGAGAUUAUGAAUCUAAAGCCAUCAUUUGCUAGAAAACUUAACACGUAUGGUUUAAGUCCAUUGCAUCUUGCAAUAGAAGAAGGUCAAACACGGUUGGUUCUAAGUUUACUCAAGGUUGAUCCUAACCUUGUUCGCCUUCCAGGAAGAGAAGGCACGACGCCGUUUCAUCAAGUAGUGGGAAGAGGAGAGACUGAUCUCAUGACAGAGUUUCUCUUAGCUUGUCCUGGUUGCAUUAGAGAUGCUAACGUCAAUGGUGAAACCGCUCUACACAUCGCGGUUUUAAACGACAGGUACGAAGAGCUUGAACUGCUCUUGGGAUGGGUUCAGAGACUGCGUCAAGCAGACGCUGAAUCGCUAGAGAUGCAAUUUUUAAACAAACGUGACCAAGACGGUAACACAGCCUUGCACCUAGCAGCAUAUCACAACAGAUUCAAAGAAGUGAAGCUGUUGGUAAAAUGUCAUGCGGUUAACCUAAACGUUCGUAACCGGAUCGGUUUAACAGCUCUAGAUAUCUUACAGAACCAGGGGGAACAUCAAACGAACAGAAACAUCGAAAACAUUGUUAGAAAAUCGGGAGGUAAGACCGGAAACUCUCUGCCAAAACCCAAGAAAGUGUCGGAAAUCUUGAGAACUCCGAUUGGUUUCACAGAGCAUUUGUUCACACUGACAGCACGGUACAGGAACCAGACAUCAGAAGGAACACGAGCUGCGCUUCUAGUGAUAGCCGCACUAAUAAUCACAACUACUUAUCAAACAGCUUUGCAGCCACCAGGCGGUGUAUACCAAGAAAAUGCAGCUGAGGAAAGCAAGAAGAGUGUUGGUACUAUAGUGAUGAAUCAUAAAUAUUUCUAUGUUCUCCGGAAUGUGAAUAGUAUGGCUUUCGUUGGAGCAGUUUUCAUGGCGUUCUGUUUGUUACCAGCUGGUGAAGGAUAUGUAUGGUGGUUCAUGUGGAUUGCAGUGCCCUUAUAUGUUUCUUACUUGGUUUCAAUGUCGGUUAUAUCUCCAGAUACAGUGUGGUAUUUCUCUACUAGUGCGGUGUCCGUAUUAAUCAUUAUUGCUGUGUACAUGGUUGUGUAUUUGGUGCGGUGGAGGCGGUCUAAGAAGAACAUACCUGGAACCACAAGUGAGUUGAUUCUUGAAGGCUUGACAACAUUUGAUUUAGCUAAAGGAGUUGAAUGAAGGUAAAGUGAGUUCUGUAGUUUUCAUUCUAUGUAAGAUUGUUUCCAUGUAAUAAGAAAAUGAAUCACAACUCUGCUAUUAAAGGAGCAAACUAAUUGAAAUGGUAGCAACCAAGCGUUGAGCUUUUCUCUUAGAACAAAUGUGUUUAUGAAUCACUCCCAUGAGAUUAUUAGUAAAAGAAUCUGGUGGAUGCAA